Molecule: messenger RNA, 2548 nt
Organism: Poeciliopsis prolifica (blackstripe livebearer)
Lineage: Eukaryota; Metazoa; Chordata; Actinopteri; Cyprinodontiformes; Poeciliidae
Exons: 12
Coding region: 102-2054 (650 amino acids)
Source: RefSeq, a predicted model, not a curated record
UUGAGGUUUACCCGAUAUAAAUAGACGAGUGAAGGACUCAGCAAAGGCUCAAAGGCAAUUUCCUCAACUCCAAUAGCAAACCCACCAAAGAAUCAAGAAUCAUGAGAUACGACGUACUAUUUAAUUUGCUGCUCCUUCUGCCAGUGUGCUCAGCUUACAUUUAUCAAAAUGUGGCUUUGCGUGGCAAAGCUGCACAGUCUUCUCAGUACAAAGGGGAUCCGUGGAAUGCAUUUGUUGGUGCCUCCAAUGCUAUUGAUGGAAACCUAAAUGCUGACCUUACAAAGGGAUCUUGCACUCACACUGAUACUGAAAACAGCCCCUGGUGGAGGGUGGACCUGCUGGACGUGUAUAUAGUCACCCAGGUCAUCAUCACCAACAGAGGAGACUGCUGUGCAGAGCAACUCAAUGGUGCGGUGGUUCACAUCGGAAACUCUUUGCAAAGAGAUGGCACUGCAAACCGUCUGGUUGCUACCAUUUCUACUGUUGCAGCUGGAAGCUCUUAUCCAAUAAAACUUACUGAGCGUGUUGAAGGACGUUAUGUGACCAUUAUGACACCUGGUGCACAGAGGUUUCUAAAUCUCUGUGAAGUGGAGGUCUAUGGAUACCGCGCUCCAACUGAAGAAAAUGUGGCAGUUUAUGGAAAAGCUUCACAGUCAACUGUUUAUCCUGGAGCCAUCGCCUACUAUGCCAUUGAUGGGAACCGUGCAGCUCUGUGGAGCCAGGGUUCCUGCAGUGCUACAAAUAAUGACUUUAGCCCCUGGUGGAGACUGGACCUGGGAAGAACCCAUAAAGUGUUCAAUGUUAACAUAACCAAUCGGGUAGAAUUUCCCACUCGAAUUAAUGGAGCUGAAAUUCGUAUUGGAGAUUCACUUGAUAACAAUGGAAAUAACAAUCCCAGGUGUGCUGUGAUCUCAACCAUCGCUGGAGGUGUUACUAAAACCUUUCAGUGCAACGGCAUGGAUGGUCGAUACAUCAACGUUGUCAUACCUGGAAGACAAGAGUAUCUCACUCUGUGUGAGGUGGAAGUGUACGCAUCGAGGCUGGAUCAAAGGCUCAAAGGCAAUUCCCUCACCUUCAACAGCAAACCCACCAAAAAAUCAAGAAUCAUGAAGUACGGUGUUCUGUUUCAUCUGCUGCUCCUCCUGCCAGUGUGCUCAGUUUACACUUACCAAAAUGUGGCUUUGCGUGGCAAAGCUACACAGUCUUCUCAGUACAAAGGGGAGCCAUGGAAUGCAUUUGUUGGUGCCUCCAAUGCUAUUGAUGGAAACCUAAAUGCUGACCUUACAAAGGGAUCUUGCACCCACACUGAUGCUGAAAACAACCCCUGGUGGAGGGUGGACCUGCUGGACGUGUAUAUAGUCACCCAGGUCAUCAUCACCAACAGAGGAGACUGCUGUGCCGAGCACCUCAAUGGUGUGGAGGUUCGCAUCGGAAACUCUUUACGCCAAGAUGGCACUGCAAACCGUCUGGUUGCUACCAUUUCUACUAUUGCAGCUGGAAGCUCUCAUGCAAUAAAUUUUACUGAGCGUGUUGAAGGACGUUAUGUCACCAUUAUAGCACCUGGUGUGAAGAGGGUUGUAAAUCUCUGUGAAGUGGAGGUCUAUGGAUACCGCGCCCCAACUGAAGAAAAUGUGGCAGUUUAUGGAAAAGCUUCACAGUCAACUGUUUUUCCUGGAGCCAUCGCCUACAACGCUAUUGAUGGGAACCGUGAAGGCCGCUUUGACCUGGGUUCCUGCAGUGCUACAAAUAAUGACUUUAGCCCCUGGUGGAGACUGGACCUGGAAAGAACCCAUAAAGUGUUCAAUGUUAACAUAACCAAUCGGGUAGAAUUUCCCACUCGAAUUAAUGGAGCUGAAAUUCGUAUUGGAGAUUCACUUGAUAACAAUGGAAAUAACAAUCCCAGGUGUGCUGUGAUCUCAACCAUCGCUCCAGGUUUUACUGAAACCUUUCAGUGCAACGGCAUGGAUGGUCGAUACAUCAACGUUGUCAUACCUGGAAGACAAGAGUAUCUCACUCUGUGUGAGGUGGAAGUGUACGCAUCAAGGCUGGAUUAAAGUUACUAAAUUUUCAUGGCAUCACAGUGCUUUAAAGUUAAAGCUGCAUGAUUAAUUUUGACCACUAGAGGGUGUGAAAAGCCUUUUGAAUAUCUGAUUGCAUUGAAAACCAAAAUCAAACUCACUAUUGGGAAAGCAGUUCUGAGCUGGGGUACGCAUCUGAUGAACCAAUCACGUGUUUCGGGGACAAUGUGGGAUGCUUGCUGGGUCUGAUUCUGAAAGAUAAGCAAUAACUUGGGACCACAGGUUGAAAAACUAACAAAAAAGAAAGAACAACAAAUGUAUCAGUUAAUAUAAAAAAAGAUCUAUUAUGUAUACUCUUAAAAAUCUUGUCUUUUGAACAGAAUCUGUAAGACUGUUUAUCUAUCAUGUCUAUCAGACAAUCAAAAUAUCUUAUGAUCUAUGUUAUAUUUCUCACUAAUCCUGUGGUUUAUUCAACUGGUCUGAAAUCUGGUGUGUAUUUCUUUAUUAAAUCACUAUAAUAAGUCUGCAAA